This is a messenger RNA of Prunus avium (sweet cherry), 1289 nucleotides long. RefSeq names its product S-adenosyl-L-methionine-dependent methyltransferases superfamily protein. The record is from RefSeq and is a predicted model, not a curated record. Gene Ontology annotation, molecular function: S-adenosylmethionine-dependent methyltransferase activity. NCBI's taxonomy places the organism in Eukaryota, Viridiplantae, Streptophyta, Magnoliopsida, Rosales, Rosaceae.
UAUACUUAGUCCAUAGGAAGAAGAACAGACACGACCCAAUAGAAGACAGAUCAAGGGACGAUGAACAAGUUGCCUCAUCAACAGAGAUUCAUGGCCCAAAUUGGGAAUUACCACCACAUAUGCACACAUGAAUGUCUGGUUUUGGCACAUAGCAAGUCCCAUAUGUUAAAAUCUUCAUAAAUUCAAAGACAUGGCCACAAACAACUCAUCCAAAUCUCAAGCCAUGGCAUCCAUUUCUCACAAAUUUACAAGCAACCCACAGACCUCCCUCUCUCUUCAGUUCAAGACCAAAGCUCUGCCACUCCCAUCAUCAAGAAUUUUAUGCACUUCAAGUGAAAACAAUGAAACCAAGCAAUCUCUGUCCUCAGCAGGAAAAAUCAAACGUCUUGUUCUUCCCCAAGAGGGCAGAACAAAACUCAACACUUACCCGGACAGAGAUUUCUAUGCUUAUCCACGCUUUGUGACCCAUGUUGAUGAUGGCUUCAUUUCCACAUUAACCAAUCUCUACAGACAAAAGUUGAGGCCUAACUCAGAGAUUCUUGAUCUUAUGAGUUCCUGGGUCAGCCAUUUACCAGAAGAGGUUAAGUACAAAAAAGUGGUUGGGCAUGGGCUCAAUGCACAAGAACUUGCGAAGAACCCAAGGCUGGACUAUUUCUUUGUCAAGGAUCUGAACCAGGAUCAGAAGCUGGAGUUGGAGAGCUCCAGUUUUGAUGCGGUUUUGUGCACAGUCAGUGUGCAGUAUCUUCAACAGCCUGAGAAGGUGUUUGCAGAGGUGUUUAGGGUUCUAAGGCCAGGAGGAGUGUUUAUUGUGAGCUUUAGCAAUCGAUUGUUCUAUGAGAAAGCCAUAGGCGCAUGGAGAGAUGGGAGUGCAUACAGCAGAACACAAUUGGUUGUGCAAUACUUUCAAUCUGUGGAAGGGUUCACGCAAGCUGAAAUAAUUAAGAAAUUACCAGACCCUAAUGGUGGUGGUGGUGGUGGUGCUCCACAAAAUAAAUCACCAUUCAGUUGGGUCAUGGGUUUGCUCGGAUUGCUAUCCGGGUCGGAUCCCUUUUAUGCAGUGAUAGCUUACAAGAAUUUCAAGCCUGUAUAUGAAUGAAUAAUAGCUUACCAGAACUUCAAACUCUUACUCUGUUCCCCAAUGAAGCAUGCAGUAUGCAGACGUUGGACUCUGUUUGUCCUUUCAAUUCUUGUAAUUGUGAGGGUUUCUAUUCCCUGUCUGUCAGGCUAUGAUGUUAGAAAUACAAAAAUGAACACCACCACUGGCAGAGUGCUCUCAAAUCCUUCACCAA